Messenger RNA from Dicentrarchus labrax (European seabass), 6355 nucleotides. RefSeq names its product early growth response 3 (gene egr3). The transcript is spliced from 2 exons. Lineage: Eukaryota; Metazoa; Chordata; Actinopteri; Moronidae. Bases 387 to 1619 code for a protein of 410 amino acids. Gene Ontology annotation, biological process: regulation of transcription by RNA polymerase II. The record is from RefSeq and is a predicted model, not a curated record. Gene Ontology annotation, molecular function: RNA polymerase II cis-regulatory region sequence-specific DNA binding; DNA-binding transcription factor activity, RNA polymerase II-specific.
AGUCCCCUAUCCAGCCUCAAUAGAGCAAGUAGAGCCGCUCUUGUGCAACCAACACCACCACCUCCUCCACUGAUUCACAGACUUCAAAUUCCCCCACAAGCAGCCCAUCAGCUUCCACAGUGAUCAGAUUAAUAACAACAAUAGCCUGUGAUCACACAGGAGGAGAUAACCAGCGCUGCUCGUCCUCCGCGGGAUACUUGGAUAGCUACAGCAACAGGAUCCAUCCCUGCUCCUCUCCUUUUUUUUCACGCCUGAUCCACACCUGUGUUUUCCACUUUGAGAACACCCGCUGUUUUUUUGUUUUUUGUUUUUUGUUUUUUGUGUGUGUAACUACUUGGAUACCUGCGCGUUGUCCUUUUAUAAAUGUCGGACUGAAUAUAACUGCUAUGACAGGGAAACUAGCGGAGAAGCUCCCUCUUACCAUGAGCAGUUUAAUAAACACGAUCCCUGACAGUCUCUACCCAGAAGAGGACAUCCCGACGUCUAUGAAUAUUUUCACCAAUACGGAAUCUAUUAACCACUAUUCACAGAUGAACACAGAUAAUAUCAUGGAUCUGGGCAUGGGAAGCGAGAAAGCAACCGCAGAGAUUCAGUAUGGCUCCAGCUUCCAGUCCAACCGCAGCGGGCAGACUGUCACUUAUCUGGGGAAGUUUGCCUUUGACACUCCUCCGUCAGGUGGCAUUGGUGGCUCUGGCUGGUGCUCUGAUAACAAUAUCAUCAGUCUUGUCAGUGCAGGGAUCCUGGGCGUUUCACCAUCGCCCGGCACGGUAACGACACAGACAUCAUCCUCCGCAGCCAGCAUGGGCGGACAGACGUCAGAUUUGGAGCAGGUAUAUGGUCCGCCACUGCCUGCGUACUCCACCUGCAGCGACCUGUACCAGGACCAGGUUUCCUUCCACCACAGCCCUGCCACCAGCACGGGUCUAGCCUACCCUGGCAAUGACUAUCACUCCACAUCCAAAGCCUCCAUGGAUGGCAGCCUUUUCUCCAUGAUCCCUGACUACAACCUUUUCCAUCAUCAGGGGGAGGUUGGUGUGAUGGAGCACAAGCCCUUCCAGACCAUGGACCCCAUCCGGGUCAACCCUCCACCCAUCACACCCCUGGAGACCAUCAGAGCGUUCAAAGAUAAGCAGCAGAUUCACCCAGGUUUCAUCGGUGGGCAGCAGCACCCUCCUCAGCACCACCCACCGCCCCAGACUCUCACCCUCAAACCCAUCCGACCAAGGAAGUACCCCAACCGUCCCAGCAAAACCCCCGUCCACGAACGGCCGCAUGCCUGUCCGGCAGAGAACUGUGACAGACGCUUCUCACGCUCAGACGAGCUCACACGUCAUCUUCGCAUCCACACAGGUCACAAACCUUUCCAGUGCCGAAUAUGCAUGCGCUCCUUCAGCCGGAGUGACCACCUGACCACACACAUCCGCACACACACGGGCGAGAAACCCUUCUCCUGUGAGUUCUGUGGACGCAAGUUUGCCAGAAGUGACGAGCGAAAGAGACACGCAAAGGUUCACCUGAAACAGAAGGACAAGAAGCCAGCUGACAAGAACAGUGGGGCAGCUGGGAGCCACAGCUCACCACCCAGCUCCUGUGGGGGGCCAACGGUGGGGACUUCAUGACCGUCACUACGUGCACAUGGACUGGACCCUCACCAUGCCCCAUAAAGAGACUUAGGAAGAAGGGAUCACGUCCACUAUGAGAUAAAUAGGUGACUCUUUUCCUCUCUUUUACACCCCACUGCUCUUUUCAGUUCCUUCUAUUUUGAGAUGGAUGCCUUUAGUUUAAGUAAGAGGGGAAAGGCUGCUACGCCCUUCUCCUUCAAGUAACUCAGAGCCUCAGCUACUGUAACACAGUGCCAACACAAAGAAGGGCACCUUGGCACAUUCUGUCUAAAAGGCCACUGUGUAUCUAUAGGUUUUAGUGUGGAUACAUUUUUGUAAAUUUAUCUAAUUUGGAAGGAAGCCAGAAUCCAUCAUAAGGGUCAAAACAGACAAAAUUACAAUGGAGCUUAGUUAAAGGGUUAAAGGGUGAGUUGUCUGGGAGGUAUGCAUUAAUUUUAUUAGGCUGUUUAAAAGUGCAAUUGGUUAUAUUUGUGUACUGUCAUGGAUACCUUAUUAGUGGCACUUGACUGUCUUUUUGUUGUUUUAUUUUGUUGAGGUGUCGUGUUUUUAUUUUCUAUUUGAAUGUUGUUUUCUCAAAAGAAUGUGCCAAAUGUAUUGUGGUGAUACAGCCAACCUUGUUCUGAUUAUUGUGCCUGACAUUUGCCAAACAUAAAAGUGACAUCAGUUCAGCAAACAUGUUGAGUUGAAGGACAGAUCACAUUCAAACAACGUAUCUCUGAUUUAGAUUUAUCUGCACAAUCUAGGUUAAAUCUAGAUAAUGACUGAACUGGGUUACACAAACCAAACCGAUGUCCUGUCUUGUAACCUGUACUUAUAAAACAAACAUGCCUGCAGCAAUCAAUGCCUUUGCCAAUACUUAUUUAUUUGUAGUCACUGAGAGACACUGUGUAUUUUUGUUGCCUUUUUAUAUGGUGGCUUUAUGUGGUGUUACCAGAUAUAAUUUCUGUUGCUUUUUUCGAAAAGCUCACCAAUACUGUUCAUUUUUUCAGUUUUCUUGAGUUCUGCAAUUAUAUGCAAUAUAUUCAUGACAUAUGCCACCGACCCGUAAAUCAAAUUAACUAUGAGCACAGUUAGACAGACUGAACUACUUAAAUAAAUGACACUGGGUUGCAAACCAGCAGUAUAUGAAAGCAAAGAUGAAUAAGGUUUCACAGUGUAAAAAGUCUAAACUACUACUUGGUUUAUAUCACCAAAAGAUGAGCAGCAAAUGGUAAAAAGAAAAAUUAAAAUGUCCAAAUCCAUGUUUACAUCUUUUCUAAUACAGCGAGACUGAGUCUGAGUUGUAAACUAAAGAGUUGUUGUUUUUGUACAGUAUACAAAAAUGUAUGCAGGUAGCUACAGUAGAAGUUUCACUUUUGUACUCAAAUGUCAAAUGCACCAUAACUCAGUAUUAAAUUGUGCAUAUAUGUGCAUGCCUUCAUGCACACUAUGUAAAUACAAAUGUCUGCAUAAACAAGAACUUUCAAUUGACUGAAUGCUUGUGCGGAAUGUGUCUUAAAGCUUUUAGUAAUGUAGUUAUAAUACAGAAUAUUUUGUUGUCAUAGGUCAUUGCAAAAUUUUUUGGAGCACUACAAUAGUGCCAAAUAUGGUGUAUUAUCUUCCAUAAAAGAAAAAAAGAAUAAUAGCAUUUGCACCAUCUGUACGCUUUAAAGUGAUAACUGGUUUAAGAAAGCACUAAUGUGUUCUCUGAAUAAACAACAAGAUUUUUUACAUUUUGUGUAUCUCCAUUAUAGUCAGAAUCAGUUAUUUCAAUUAACACAUCUUCCCCCAUCGUAUAGAAAACACUGGUUGUUCUCGGAGACUAAAUGAUUGGAUCCUUUCUUAAACAAAACACGUUACCGGGCAAUGUCAAUAUUUAUUAUGUGUGGUUCCUUAUUGAUUUUUGUCCUGAUAGAAGGAAAUACCUCUUGUGUCAUUCAAUGAAACAUUCUGCGGAGGCUAAUCUCUUCCAUUAGCUUCUAUUGGGUCUUAAACGUGCAUUAUAACAGCGUUGACAAAUGCACAGCAGUGACCACAUCAAACUCACUGAUGCCAGCAUAAUUGCUUUUUUCUCAGGAAUGUUUUGUUUUAAACUUAUCUCUAUAAAGCAGGAAGGGCUUUCUUUUUCUCCAAGACGACAUCAUGGCUCUGUGGAGCACAAGCAGAAAAGUUGUAACUGAGAUACAAAAAAGGCAUUUCCAUCUAUUACAAUUAAUUUAUUACACUUUUGGUCAAAAAACAAUGGAAAAUGGUGAAUUUUGAAAAAUCAGGAGGUAUUUACUUCUGUCAAGGGUAGUAUAAGUCCCAUAUGUCAAAAAUAUUGGCACUGGUUUUACUAAACAAAUCAUUCACAUUUAUUCCAUUACUGUUAAUGUAUUAUUUGAGGAGUGUUAAGAUUUUAUUGUUUAAGUUUAUUACUCAAAUACCAGAUAAACUUCUCCUUCUUUUAAAAGAAACAUUUUCUCCAUCUACACUGACUGACAAUAUUUCUGUUUAUUGGUUGUGCUCUCUGACUAUUAAGGAGUGUAUGCUCUAUGCGAGGCAGAGAAUUUUCUAUAAAUGUUGCUGUAAAAAAGUAUAGUCCUGUUCAGUAGACAUGCAAUCAGAUUUAAAGAGAAUAUCGACUGACAAAUGCAAAGGCCAAAAGAAAGGUUCAGAAAAGUAGUGCCACAGAGAACACAGUGCAUGCAGAAAUGAGCUUCCAAGGCCAUGCUUUUCCUUUCCUGUAACAACCAGUUUUCACUGCUGAGCUUCCUGGCAAGUGUCCACUUAUUUUCCAAUUAAUUUGGCCUCAGAGAGCCUUUUCUCAACUCAUCUACAUGGUUAAAUGAACAGACCUCCUUGCACUUUUUCAGAUAGUUUAAAAUGUUACACACCCUAACUGUAUCUAACUGUAAAUCUGAAGUUUUGUAUUAUAAAAAAUAUGUUAUUUUAGUGCAUGGAUGGUCAUUGACAAAUGAAAAUGUUCUGGGCUUAUCUCAAUAAAAUGCUGAAUGCUCAAAUGAAAAUCACAACUUAACAAACUUUACAAUUUGAACUUUUUACACACUAGAUAACACAGCUUUUCUUAUUUCUGAUCCCAGAUAAUUAGCUCAACAACAACUAAGAUUCAAACAUUAGAGUGACAUUUGCCAGGUUAAAUCUUGCAAGGAGUAAUGGCCUCCAAUGUAAACAUCAUGUAGCAGACAGCCUCAUGGAGUCAGCACAAAAGAAUAUAUAUAUAAUACAUGAGGUGAUAGGAAAUACAAAAUGUUUAUCUUUAUUGUUUACCUAGAAUAAUUUGAUGUUAGACACUGAUUAUAGGCUCAUUUUGAAUUUAUUUGACCAAAAAGUAUGCUCUUGUGUGCUCUUGAUUUAACACUUUGCUGGUGAGAAUGGAUGUUUUUUAAUUAUAAUAUAUAGAAUGUGGCUUCCUCUGAGAGAAAACUGUGUUUAUGUUGCUUUGUGUUAAGGAAUGAUGCAGAGUAAGGCGGAGACUACACCAAACUAUUUCCACAUCUAAAUGAGGCCGUGUAAUUACAACUUUGCAAACUCAAUAUUUCAUCAGUCAUAUCAUCUCACUGUGUUUGUCACUUUUGUUUUGUGACACUUUUGUAAUGGACAGAUAGAUUUUGUAAAAUUUAUAUGAUCCCCUCUAUCUUAUUCCUCUAAUAGUUUGGUAGUUGAACAACAAUACAGGCUGCACCAUGUUCUUCUGAACAAAAAUCCUUCUGUGUAAUGUGUGAACGUUAUAGAUAUAUGUCAGUGACUUGUAAAACAAACUCAGAAACAACCCCCUCUUAAUAGUGCUUCUCCAAGAAUAAUUUAUUUUAUGUUUUUUUAUGUUCUAUUGUCCAAAAGUGGGCGGCUGAACGCUCUGAAAUUGGAAUUUGCCUCAUCCUCGUUCUCGCUCCAUGUUGGAUGUGAGCCAACAUCAGCAGCCAUCUUUGUGCCAAACUGGGUUGCAGGGUUGGCUGAUCAAAAACAAUAUGUGAUGAGAACUCCACAGGAGCAACAAAUCAUAAAUGUGACCUCAGUCCGCUUGCAGUUGAAGGCAGCCUUGUGCUAAUUUUUGUGUUUAACUGAUUUAGUCUCCGUGAAGUUGGCCUUGGGCAGGGCAAUAGGUUUGGGCUCAUUCAUGACAAUUAAUAAUUACAGGAUUUAAAAAAAAAAUACUCACGUUUGAAGAGGUUUCAUUAAUGUGUAGAUAUUAUCGGCUACUCAUGUCAUCUUAUGGACUACAGGGUGGCUUCAGGGAUUUUGUGGUCUUCAACAGUGACACUAUAGUGUUCAGAUGGAGUCGAUACUCACCGUUUUCUGUUGUGUUGUGUUUCCUUUUCAUUGCAGUAUAUCCUCAUGUUUGCAUGUGCACGGAAAUGUUCCAAAGUGCUACCCUCGAUGCUGUGGGUGGUGCUCAUUUCUUUAUUAUGCAUGAAAAUAAAAGUCACAUUGGGUGAAAUGGGAUAAACCCAACAACAAUUCAAGACAGACAAUUGAAAACACACACUGGGAUAACUGUUAUGUUGGCUUUUUUUUUUUUUUUUAAGAAAACAAGGGGUCUUGUUUAAAAUGUUGUGGAUGUCUUUAGCCUAUUUCAUGUUUUUAUUACCUUAUAAUAAGGUCCUUUUAUGAUGAGCUGAAUAUUGAAAUGAAUUUUACUAUAUCCUUGUGAUGGGGAGAUGUGCUCCCCUGUUUACCUGGCACUUCAGUUUGUUGUAAUGCAAUUGUUUUGUUAUUUCUAUGUAAGUACUUGAAUAAAGAAAAAUAUCACUUGC